UAAGACCGAACACGCGUGCCUUCGACGGAUUUUCGGGAUUGGAACAGUGACCUCGCGACGGGCACACGUUUUCCUCGUCGUGGUCACUGAUCGGUGGUGGUAGUUCUCUCCCAGGGGAUACUGGCGACGGUGUGAAACCCAACGAGAGAGAAGUGACAGUCCAGAUAGAGCGGCGGGCACAAAGAACGUCUCAGUCGGCGCUGAGCCAUUGCCUCAGCAAGUCUCACCAACAAGUUGGAGAUCUAGUUCCGAGAGUUGAGCCCCGUGUUCGACCAUGGAACUCCACGGAGGACGCGCGUUGAUCGUCCUCGCGACCAUCAUCGCGUCCACGGGCAUCGAAGCCAUACGCGUCACGCAGGCCGCCGGCAGGAGGAACGAUGCAGCAGUCGACCAGACACCAGCGUCUUCUUUCUGGACUCCCACUCUCAAGACGGGGAACGUGUUCACCGACGACACGAACUUUUUCCCCUCGAGCCACGGCCUGGUUCAAACCCAUCCGAAUGCUAAUGUAUUCCGAAGCGGUUUCGGUGGGAUUGAUAACCUAGGCAGCAGAGGAGCGACUGUCAGACCACCGAGAAUGAGACCUCUGGACUACAGCGAACGUGCCACCGCCGAAUUGCGACGAAAUCCUGCGCUUUCGUCGCCAGACGAGUGCGCCAGGGCCUGUCGCGAGAACGAACCUCCAAGGAUAUGCUACUAUCACUUCACUCUUGAAUAUUACACCGUGCUCGGAGCAGCCUGUCAAAUCUGCACCCCCAAUGCAACGAACGUCGUCUGGAGCGACUGUCAGUGUGUCUUGGCUGACGGUGUGGAAAGAGGUAUCCUGACAGUGAACAGAAUGGUUCCAGGACCUAGCAUUCAAGUCUGCCAGGGUGACAAGGUCGUGAUCGAUGUCGAGAACCACAUCGAGGGAAUGGAAGUAACCCUCCACUGGCACGGUAUCUGGCAAAGAGGAACCCAGUACUACGACGGUGUGCCAUUUGUCACGCAGUGUCCCAUUCAAGAGGGUAGCACGUUCAGGUAUCAAUGGAUGGCUUCGAACGAAGGCACACAUUUCUGGCACGCUCACACCGGUCUGCAGAAAAUAGACGGUCUUUAUGGUAGCAUCGUAGUACGUCAACCGCCUAGCAAGGACCCUAACAGCCAUCUUUACGACUACGACUUGACUACUCACGUCGUUCUGCUCAGCGAUUGGUUCCACGAGGUUGCGGCCGAACGUUUCCCUGGUCGUCUCGCUGUUAACACCGGACAGGCACCUGAAAGUGUCUUGAUCAACGGAAAAGGACAAUUUAGGGAUCCCAACACCGGUUUCAUGACGAACACACCUCUGGAGGUCUUCACCAUAACUCCCGGUCGUCGUUAUCGUUUUCGAAUGAUCAAUUCUUUCGGAUCGGUCUGUCCAACUCAGAUUACAAUCGAAAGUCACACUCUAACCGUGAUCGCCACGGACGGCGAGGUGGUGCAGCCAGUCAACGUGGACACCAUCAUCUCGUUCUCCGGCGAACGAUACGACUUCGUUUUAAACGCGGAUCAACAGGUCGGAGCGUAUUGGAUUCAAGUCCGCGCGCUCGGCGAGUGCGGUAUUCCCCGUGCGCAACAAUUAGCCAUAGUGCGUUACGCCCGCGGCCCGUACCAACCGGCUACCACGCCGCCAACUUACGACUUCGGACUUCCCCAGGGCGUCGUCUUGAAUCCUCUGGACGCCAUAUGCGGCCGUCCUCGAGAGGACGCCGUUUGCGUGAACCAGUUGAAGAAUGCCCGCCAGGUCGACCAAGGACUUCUCCAGCAGCGUCCAGACGUGAAAAUAUUCCUGCCAUUCCGUUUCCUGUUCUACAGGCCAGAAGAAGUCUUCCAGCCGCAGACGUAUAAUCGAUUCUUGGUGGCACCGACCGGAGAUCACGUAAUUUCUCUCGUCGAUGAAAUCUCGUUCACGUUUCCGCCGGCGCCUCCGCUUUCGCAAAUCGACGACAUCCCGCCUGAACAGUUCUGCAACGGGGACAACAGGCCUGCCGACUGCGGUGCCAAUUGCAUGUGCACCCACCAGGUUGAUAUCCCGCACAACGCGGUCGUCGAAGUGGUCCUCGUCGACGAAGUACAACAACCGAAUUUGUCACAUCCCUUCCAUUUGCACGGCUACGCGUUCAACGUGAUCGGUAUCGGUCGCUCGCCCGACAAGAACGUGAAGAAGAUUAAUCUGAAGCACGCGCUGGAUCUGGAUAAGAGGGGUCUCCUCAAUCGACAGUUCAAUUUGCCACCCGGCAAGGACACCAUCGCCGUCCCGAACAACGGCUACGUAAUUUUCCGAUUCCGCGCAGACAAUCCAGGAUACUGGCUGUUCCACUGUCACUUCCUCUUCCACAUACUCGUCGGUAUGAACUUGAUCCUGCACGUGGGUACGCACGCGGAUCUGCCACCAGUGCCACCAAACUUCCCCAGAUGCGGGGACCACUUGCCCCCCAUCACGCCGCCGUCGCUGUCGUUGGACUCGUUUCACUGAUCGUUCCUAGAUGGAUGCUCAGCGAUCGAAGGCAGUCCAAAGCAUACACGAUGUUUUUAGCGUAUUCCUGUAAAUUAGUCAGUAUGCUGUGUAGCGAAUCGUCGUAGAGCGUUUACGCGAAGAUGAGACCUAGCCGUGGUCCCCAAAAUGUGCAAUGCGCAAACGAAAAGGUAAACAAGCCAGGCGAAAAGAAGUCGAGAGAAUACACGCCGUUUUUUGGCGUAGCAACGACGGUCGUUCCGCAGACGGCGACGACCACGCAUUGCCAAGAGUCGAUAUUUAUUAUGUCCUGGAUCAACUCUAUUCCGAUCAGAAGACUUCGACUAGUCUCCGCGAGACUUGACGAGGGUUUGGACGCGCGAAUGUUACUAACCAUUGUAACUCUGUACAUAAUGUAGAAAUAGUCGUUUAAUGAGACAAUAACGCGGAAGCAUUGUUGGGGUGUAGGCAGAGAUACAGCUUGAUCGUAUAAUCGAGAUUGUAACGUGAACGAGUCACGAGUUGUUUAUUUUUAUCCGAAAUAAUGUACCUAGACGAGAAUUCUGUCCAUCUCUGGGUAAAAGUAGCGCUCAAGGAGGAAUCUGCGAGACAAUACACGCCAAGAGACCUUUCACUGGUGAGUUGGUCGAUCGGCGAUCAUUAGGGAAACGCUGUUUAAGGAAACUCGAUCCGUUCGAUCCAGAUGAUCGCGGCUGGUCCCUGAAACGAGACAGCGCGAUAUAAGCAAGAAGCUUCGCUGGAUCGCGUCCAGGUUCCUAAAGUGGCCGUAGUUAGGGAGGAAAUUCGUGCCCGUAACUGGUGCACGCGGCUUUCGUUCUUGUCCUUGUCAGCCUUUUUCAAGUAGUUCAAUUAGGGUAACCGUAGCCAUUGCCUAAUAAGUGUAAAGUGGAAUAAAAAAUGAGGAAAAAUGCAAAAAAUAUCCGUAGAAUUUAGCGUCAAGGAAGACGGGAGAAGCCUCAGUGGCGCGACCGGAAAGGAGCUCCUUACAGAAUUUAAAAAUUAUUGUGUAAUAGUUAUCUAACAUUCAUGGAUAUGGAAAAGUGUCUCCCUCUCUUCUCUAUUUGAAAUUUCUGAUCGCGUCACUGAGAGACGUCAAAAAGAUUGCUGCAGCCUGUAAAAAAUGUUCCGAUUCUGAGCUCUUACCGAGGCUGUACAAUCAGUUUGUCGAUCCAUUCGCUAUUUACCCCCUUGAGUUCGAAGUCAUGAUGUUAGGCUCGCGUUAACACGUCUUAGAGUACCCACACAGUCUAUGAACAAUCUAGAAACACACACCCUACUAACCUUCUCAUUUGUCGAAAUAUUGGGUUGUCUAGAAAGUUCGUGCCAAUUUUUAAGAAAAAUUCAAAGACGUUUGAAUUUUGAUAUAAAUUUAUUGUAUUACACAACCUUUCCACCUUUUAACACCUUGAUUGCCAAACAAAUAUUCUUGACAAUUUCUACAAGAAUUGAAUAUUAUUUAGAUUAUUGGAGACUACAUAAUCAAACAUUUAUCGUGGUAUUUAUUUUUGUAACUUCAUCAAAAUUCAUGAAUUUUAUGUAAAUUCCUUUGUUGCUCAACUUUCAGAAUUAUUUCUUUGCGUGCUUCAAGUUUGUACACUUGUUAUUUGUUUUCAACCAUUCCGAUAUAUUCAGACCUGCACGACCUACCUAAAAUCGGCAUGGACUUUCCAGACAAACCAAUACUUUCUACCAUACGCCCAGCUGGGAAAAUAUUCAAAAAAAGUCAUUCACCCUCUAACACCGUACAUGAGCCUAAUCAUCAUAAUUUGCUCGAACUAGGCGUCGAAUUGAUGCUGGAACGAUCAUUCCGCGCGUCUUACGUGCGCAACCUUUUCCAAUCGAAGGGCGGGCGUCGCGUCGUCGAGCGUCGCGUCGCGCCGUGUAUAGUUGUACGUUUAUUCAUGGUGCCUCCGUUUCCUUUAUCGCGAAUGGAGAAUACAUCUUACAGUUACUCGCAACUCACAAUUAACGCUUUAGUGCUCGUCCGCUCGUCGAUCGUGGCGCUGCGCAGGUGCAAUUGCACGGGUGCACGUGCGCCUCGUCACGAACCGCACUUUGUAGAUAAAGCCCUCUGGUUCGUUUCGCUGAAUACACACGACGGAACCAUUAAAACACGAAAUACUCGAUCGCGACGACCCGCGCAGCCAUCGAGCACAAGAACUAACGAGCAAACGUUUCACCAUUUAAUUGUCACCGAAGUUGGGCAAAAUUUCAUUCGAUCAAGCACUACGAUAAGCUUUCGUUCGUUCAAUGUGAGACACCAUUUCCAUAAUUGAAUCUUUGGGUUCUAUUCAGUCAAUAGCGACUAAAACAUUCUAAUUCAGAUUCAAUCUACUACAGAACGAAUGAACGCCCCGGAAUCUCACCUGACCAACUCUUGUACAUCCUUUAAUAGUAAUCACUUUAAAAAAUCAAACAAUUUACACUAAAUUAAAUUUCACAGAGUGUAUCAGCUCCGUCAUCAAGUCAACAUACAAAAUGUUUAAUUCGUAUCAGAAUUUUGCCCAUCUCGGAUUUGAACACGUCUCAGUUCCAUCACUAUUCGUCACGUGGAAUGAAACGUUUCUAUUGUUGCACGGUUCGCUUCGAAACCCGCCCCGCAAUUUAUUUCGCGUAACCUGCGAGGCGAGACAGGAAUCCGUUCGACAGCCAGGAACGUUCUCCCCUAUGCCGUCGAAGAUGAACCUUUAAUUGUCGGUUAGGCGAGAUUUUGGUGGAUGAUUUCGAGGAUUGUUGAGAGUCUGCAUGUUAAUUGGACAGGCUCGAAGGGUGGGUUAUCUGGAACGUUGAGGUACGUUCUCGUUGGGAGUAGCUGUCGCAGUAGAACGUACCUGUCGUUAGUCAGACGUUCCUCUAAAGUCGAUCGAUAUUUAAUUUUUAAGAAUUUGCUCGCUCGAACGACGAACAUUAAAUCGUCAACUGCGCCAACGUUCGAUUUAACCGAUGUCCUUUAACAUCCCUUCAUUAUGCAUAACAUGGUUGUAAAUCUACGUUCGUUUUUUCUUAAUUUAUUUAAUUAUCUUUGAUAAAGAUGUACAGACGUGCCUUUUAGUAUACCCGUACCGCGAGAAAUUCAUUGUACGAGCAAUCGUUCGUCGAACUUUAUCGGAUAUUCGUCUACUGGUUCCGUUUCUUGAACGUUUUUAUCGUCGGUACAACGAGAAAACUUGCUCGUACACGAUCCGACUGUUCGUUGUUGGAAUUCGAACAUCUUUUGUAUACUUAUUUAUGUAACGAAACGCUUAAGAGUUUCAACAGUUAUUAUGUGCACAUGAGGAUGAGUUUUCGUGUUUUUGUACAGGUAGUAUUUAAGCGAGUAAUUCGCGUAUACUCCGUUAUCAGAUAAAAAUGUACAUUUAAUAAUAAAUUUGUUUUUAAAAGCUCGACUAUCUUUUCAGUUCUGAUUAAAAUGAUCUGCCUUUCCCGGUAUCUUAGUAAAAUUAUUUAUAUGUAUCCCACAUAUAUAAAAAAUUAUCACAUUUAUUAAUUUAUUUCACACAUCAUUUAUCCUACUAGUAUCAGAAGUGAAUCCCAAAAAUUUAAUAAGUUGAUUUAUAUUUCAAUAACAGAGAAGGAAUCUUAAAAUUUUUAAACAAAUUUACUUCUUAAUAUUGUCAAGUUUUAGCGUCUUGGAACGAGUUAUCUUGAAACGUAGUUCGUGUUUUUAAUUAUAGUUUGCCGCGUUGCGGCCUUGCAUACAUAAGUCAGCCUUGGUAAAGUAUUCAGCACAACGAGACGAACGAUACGCGUGUCUCCUUACGUGAUACAACGUAUUCAUGAAUGUUGCGUACCGUCAGGGUCGCAUACUUUUACUCACAAUUUGAUCCCACUAACAAGUGGAGAUUUAAUUAUUCAAUAACAGUCCACCUAAUUUUUCUAUUAGGGCGAACAGAACGUAAUGUCGUCUUUGCGAAUGUCAAUACUAGUUUAUCAUUUAUCAGCUCACUCUCUAGCAAUUAAUUUUUAUCGAUCUGGCAUUAAAAAAUUGUGCACUAAACAGCAAAAGGUUGUUGGUAACGAGGGCGAUUACAGAAUUGAUUAAAAG
This is a messenger RNA of Hylaeus volcanicus, 6542 nucleotides long. RefSeq lists its product as uncharacterized. Gene Ontology annotation, cellular component: plasma membrane. Lineage: Eukaryota; Metazoa; Arthropoda; Insecta; Hymenoptera; Colletidae. The transcript has 10 exons. The record is from RefSeq and is a predicted model, not a curated record. Gene Ontology annotation, biological process: iron ion transport. Gene Ontology annotation, molecular function: copper ion binding; oxidoreductase activity. Bases 275 to 2497 code for a protein of 740 amino acids.